CCCGCUCGCUUUCUGUCAUUUUCUCCCUGCGUACCAUCUUCGUGCUCUUCGCUUCUGCCUUUGUCGCGCGUCAGAACGCUGCUCCUUUCGUUUCACUUUUUACUCUCAACCGCCACCACCAGCAACACGCAAUCAGAACCUUACUCUUGACUUGAACAUAAUUUUUGCGAUUUUUUAACUUGGCUUUUAUACCUAUUUUGUCUACACAAGUCCAAGUCCGACAUCUACUGCUGCUGUUGUCGUCAAUUUGACGCUAACAGGAGAAACCGUAACGAACCGAUACGCACGACAGGACAGAGCCAAGCACACGACCGGGCGGUAAUUACAAUACAUGGCUCAACCUGUUUUCGACGAGCAUCCGCUAGAACAGUAUCUGAAGCAAACGGGAGAGGGCGUCGAGUUGAUGCCCGGGACUAUGUCCGACUUGCCUUUUCCACAAUCGGAGGACGAGGAGGACGAGGAUGAGAAUGGAGUCGAAGUAAAAGGGGAGGGCGUAGAGGGGGACGAUAGGUUCUUUGGGUUGUUGCAUCUACUUCCGCCAGCCAUGAUCCAGUUCGUUGAGACCCUACUAUCCGCGUCAAAGCAUGCCCUCCCCAACCGCGAAUUCGCAGAACGCUUCAAAUACGUCGUCAUCUCCUCUUCCCUCCUCUCCCCCUCCCUCUCUACCCCCGCAACCGCCUCCCGCCGCUCAUGGCCACCCUCCCAAACACCGCCCGCCCUCCACCUCACCGGUCCAUCCUACCCAUCCACCCUAUCACGCCGAGCCCAAGCCCAAGCACACUCAAGAUCUGCUUCCGACUCCUCAUAUUCACAUAUACCCGGUGGUGCUGGCUUUGGCGGAGGCUCGAGCUUGCCGAUAACGAAUUGGAGUGUGGUGUUGGCGGCGGUGGCGGUUAUGGCGUUGCUUUGUGGAUCGUUGCUUUUUGUGGUGUUGUUUGGGACGGCGGCGUAUGUUAUGAGAGGACAGACGGUGCAAGGGCAUGGAGUCGGUACUCCGGCGAGCAAGCCUGAUGUCGUUGAACCUACAUUCACCGCUCUCAACGAACUCAUCAAUGCGAGCGAUCUAUGGGACUCGGCUGUCCAGGAGGCAAUCACUAUACUUGAGAAAGAUGAGCGGGGGCCGUCUUCUCCCUCAACGUCCACUUCUCUCCGCGUUGCGCUGCACACAACGCUGCACAUGACCGAAUCCCAAUCUGAAAACGUCCGCCAACUCCUAUCCGCGCUCGCCUCCCACACCGAACUCGCCCAACUGUCAGAGAUGUACGCCCCUCCAUCCCCCGUCCGCGCUUCUUUCAACACACUCGAUUCCCUCUCCCCCUCCGGACCUUCGUUCGACUCAGCCUCGGACAAUGAAAAGAAGAGACGGUCAUGGAGAGGCGGAGAGACGGGGCAGAUCGCUGGUAAUGGAUGGGUCACGAGCACAAGACCGAUGACGCUGCCGAUGACACGGAAACGGACGAGGACGCUCUCUGCGCCAGAAGGAAGUAACUUAGCGACGAAAGCAAAUAGGGCUUCGUGGGCUGCGGGGAGUAGUAGUUAUACGGCGCUGGCGGAGGCGGGGAGUCCGUCGAAGCAGGUGUUGAAGAGGAGGGAGAAGAGGAGGUCGGAUUUGAGCGCCCUUCUGGAUAGUUCUUCGUUCUCUGCGUCAUCAUCGAGUUUGGCUGUGGGUGCGGGUCUGGGUUUGGGUUUGGGGAGCACGUCGGCCCCGGCUUCGCCCUUGCCUGAUGUCGAGGAGCUGGAAGAGGGGAACGAGACUUCGUCAUCAUCAGCAUCGGAGAAGGCACCACCAUCUGGUUCGGGCUCGACUCUGGGUCCGCCGAGGUUGACACCGAUAAUGGGUGGAGGGAAGUCCUUGCCUGUCACGCCUGAUGAGAGGGAUGGAGAUGUUGUGGCCGGUGCGUUUGGAGCUGCGGCGUUGGAGAUGAAGAGAAAUAGACGGAGCGGAGGAUUGGACAUGGUCAAACGGGCCAGAGAUUCCGGAUCGUCUCAAGGCUCUGGUUCAGGGUCCGGAACGUUUCCCUUUGGAUCGCCUACGAGUUCGCAGGAAUCGCCGGUGCAUAAACGUCACUCUAAAGCCUUUUAUGGACCUCAGUCUUCGCCACGAGCAUCAGAUAAACGACUUUCGAUGCUGACGUUCCCGUCGGCGCGUGCAAGUGGCCAGUCGCAUACAUCCUCCAUGACCUCGUCUUCCCGCUUCACCUCCCUCCAUCCAGCCAAUUCGUCCCGUAAUUCCGUACUGUCGCCCUCUUCGACGCAUUCUACGACGAUACAUCAAGCGCAACCUAGGCACCCGCUGUCGCUCUCUACCCUGCACAAUGCUCUCCAAUCCGCGCUCUCUUCCAAACGUUAUGCCGCGUCUCAUCUUCUCGCCCUGCGGUUUGUGGAAGAAGACGACUAUGAAGAUGUGUAUUGGGAGGAUGUGAGGAGCGUGAUGGGAUUAUUGACGAGCGCGUUAGCGGGUGCGGUCGUGGGACUAUGUCAAGUUCUGGACGAGGUAGAAGGCCAGAGACUUCGUGACCAGACGCCCAGUCCCGCUCUGGACGGACCAAUCCAACCAUUCCGACACAGUCGCAGUCACCUCGCAUCAUACUUCAGUGGCGAAGACGCCGACGACUCGGACAACGAGGCCCAACUCGCGAACGGGAACGGUUCGGCGUUCCAGGGUGGUCUAGCGGCGUCCGCUGCGGCAAAGUUCGCGCCCACUCCGUCUUCGUUGAACUCGAUCAACAGGGUCAUUUCGAGAAAGCGGACGAUGGAGGAGAUGAGGGAUUUCGCGCCGGUCCCGAGUCAUCUUGCGAGGUUUGCGGAACAUGUGGAUGCGAUCUCGGGGGCGUUGCACGAUGCGCAUAUGCAGCUCGAGCUUUGUGUGGGUGCGCUGAGCGAUGGAGAAGGCGAUGGAGAGGCUGAGGGUGUGUCUCCGACUGAGGGUACAGAUGCGCAGGGCCACGGUGGCGAGCAGCAGCAGCAGCAGCACGAAGCGCUGGAGGCUUAUGAGCGACUCCGUCGUGAGCUCGGACUUGCACUUCGGGAAUGUGAACGCGGUCGGGAACGACUCCUCGAGAUCGUCUCUCCUCGUCACCCUCAUUUAGGCUCUCAUUCCAAGUCUUCGUCGACCUCUGAGGAUGAAGUCCCUGCACUAGGACCCGACGCUGGUAGCGAAGACUUGGACUCCGACCGGCCACACUCCAUCGGAUUCCCGAAGAUGCCUGUCACCGGAGAUGGGGAUGCAGUCUUGGUGGAGGGCCACCAGCCUGAACUCGACCAUGGUCUAGGACUCAAGUUGGGCGGCGAGGACGAAGAUGGAGAGCUUUCUAUCCCGAUGCCGAUCGAACAGGUAUUCGAGGCGGAGAGUUCGGUGGGGAAAUUUACGAGGGAGAGGAGCAAGUUGAGUAGGGAGGAGAGGAUCAAGCUUGCGAAGGCGAGGAGGGAGAGCGGUGGGUCGGUGGCCGGCAUCAUGGGCUCUCUGGACUCAAAUGAUGCUUCGCUUGACGGAGAGGGUGAGGGAAGUGGCAGGAGGGAGAGAUGGGGUCCUGGAGGCGAGGUAGUGCAGGAGCUGAAAGAUGUGAUAUGGAAGGUGGGAGAGAAGAGGAGGAAGAUGGCUGAGGCUUCUAAUGGGACUCAGGCUCGUGAUGAAAGAAGGGAGAGGGGCGCCUCGAUGGACGCGGGGAAGCUAUUUAGGUCUGCUGCUCCAGGUGUAGGCAGCUCGGUCUCUGUUCCCAGUAGACCCGUGUCGGAAGCUUUCGUCGGUUCGCCUGGACAGGGUCUUGGGUUCUUCACGUCAUCAACAGCUGCAGAGUCGGACUCUGCUCUGCAACCAGAGUUGACUCUGCGGCUCAAUGGACUAAGUCUUGAGCCUGAUGUUCUCGAGGCGGACGAAGAUGAUGAGACCACAUCGUCCUCGUCAAUCACCAUCAACGGUCAUGGUGGCCCUCCCUCAAUUUCGAUACCCAUACUUGAGCAGGACGAAGGGGCGGAUGAGGGUGUUACCAUUGUUGUGGAUGAUGACGCAUCAUGACACUCAUGACCGGGGGCCACCUACUCGCUCGCGCGCCUUUCUCUCUUCCUCGUCACGUAUUCUCGUGAGUAUAUAGCCCCCAUCUCUUCAUUAUCUUCUCCAUUGUUUCUGUACCUGUCUUGUGCACCUCCUACUUGGACUCUGCUCUCGUCCCAUAUAUGUCUUGCUCUCCCGCUUUUGAUCGCUCACUCGGAACACCCACACACUACUAUCCCCUUUGCGCCGUACGGUUCAUUUCCCUUCCACCUAUGCCUCGCCCUAUCUCUCUGUCUCUCCGCAUGAUCUCUCACCACCACAUAGCACCACAUCGUCCCGCAAGUCUACAUAUCACACAAUCUACCUCUGAAUCUCAUAUUUGCAUACCACGUACUUACACCCAAACUCUGCAAACGCGGACUGUUUCUCCCCGAACUACCUUCACUAGCUCACCCUUGUGCCCAACCAAGUACUUAUUUCGUGCGACGUGGCGCACCGUCUUAUAUAUCUUAAUAUGCC
Molecule: messenger RNA, 4510 nt
Organism: Stereum hirsutum FP-91666 SS1
Lineage: Eukaryota; Fungi; Basidiomycota; Agaricomycetes; Russulales; Stereaceae
Exons: 5
Coding region: 332-4015 (1227 amino acids)
Source: RefSeq, a predicted model, not a curated record